Funneliformis mosseae is the source of this 225-nucleotide messenger RNA. The record is from the annotation of a GenBank genome assembly. NCBI's taxonomy places the organism in Eukaryota, Fungi, Glomeromycota, Glomeromycetes, Glomerales, Glomeraceae.
AUGGUAAAAUGUGUUACAGAUAAUAUGACAGAUCACGUUAGUGUAUCCACCAGUGUAAUGUAUCCCAGGUAUGGCCAAAAAUUGCUAAAAUUUGCAAAGGAUCCAGGAUACUAUGAUCCGCAAUAUACGGACUCAUGUCAUAAAAAUAAUAAACUUGACUCGAGAAAAAAUUCAAGUCAGGUCGAACAAUCUGGAUCAACUCGACUGGCUUGGAGCACUAGUUAA